AUGGAAGGAGCUCUACGUGGAUCCAAUGCUAUUGUAUCUAAUUGUCUUUUUAUCAUGUAUACGCUUAAUAAAAGUGCUAAUAACUUUUCGCGUCAUCUUGGAAACGGUUGGAAACAACGAUCUCUAGAUGAGCCCAGGGUCGUGGGAGGAAUCGCUAAUGUCAAUCGACUGACCAAUUCCUAAAAAGUUGAUGAUCAUGCCUCAUGAGGGUUUCGUUAUCUCUGUUAUAGUUUUAAUUAA
This is a messenger RNA of Haemonchus placei, 240 nucleotides long. NCBI's taxonomy places the organism in Eukaryota, Metazoa, Nematoda, Chromadorea, Rhabditida, Trichostrongylidae. The record is from the annotation of a GenBank genome assembly.